AUGGUUUGUUUAAGAAAACCUGAUCGAUUACUGAGCCGCAGCCUGUCUGCCAGCGCAUUAAAACCAGCAUUAACUUCGAUAACCUUCAGUUCACGGAUCAUUGGUUCAUCUGUGCCGCGCCACAAAGAAUACAAAUCAGGCUCACACCGCAUCGUUGUACACAUGCCUGUAUGCAAUGCACAUACACCGGUUUUAAUGAUCAGCAUUCUUUUCACCUUCCUGUUUGCAGCUGUUAAUCUCGAACAAGCUCUUCAUACCUGCCUUUAUUUUGAAAUACGAACUUUUCAUGUCUUUCCUCUCCUUUUUGAGGGCAUCAAUGCUCUGCAGCAACUCGCUUAUAAUUUUUUCUGCCGUUAUAUUCCGCUCGUUUACCAGAUCACUUUUUUCCUGCACAUAUUCCUGUAUGCUUUUGUAAAUGCCCUUUAA
Vavraia culicis subsp. floridensis is the source of this 426-nucleotide messenger RNA. RefSeq lists its product as uncharacterized. The transcript has a single exon. NCBI's taxonomy places the organism in Eukaryota, Fungi, Microsporidia, Pleistophoridae. Bases 1 to 426 code for a protein of 141 amino acids. The record is from RefSeq and is a predicted model, not a curated record.